AUGGCAGUAAUACCGGCAAAGAAAAGAGGAAGACCUAGAAAAUCUGUGGUAGCAGAAGUUCCCUAUGAUAGCUUGGCAAGCCCAGUAUCUGAAAACUCAGGCAGUAAAAGGCCGAGGAGAAACGCAUCUAAGAAAGCAGUUGCAAAUUUCGCACAAUUAGUGCAUGCUGGUCGCGAUGAUGUGAUAAAUACUACACAAGUCAAUAAUGUUGAUGACACCGACGAUGAUGAUUUUGUAUUGAAUGAUGAAGGUGAUGGUGAGGAAAGUGACAAUGUUGAGAUAGAAUUUGAGAAUGAGUUAGAGUCUACUAAAAAUGAGGUGGCGGAUUUAAACAGUAGUGGAAGUGGAGCUUCUGUUAGACCCAGUGGAAGAAGAAAUACUGUACAGAAACUUCGUUUGAAGAAGAAUUCGACUAAAAAUAUGAAGAGCAGCUCCCCAGGGUCAAGUCUAGGACAGAAGGGCCGUCCCAUCAGGCUCCUAAAAGAUCUUUCGAGUGCAAGAGACAAGAUUGAAAGAAUUUAUGGACUGAAUAAGGAAAAGUUAUUGUUGCUAGCAAAAGUUAAGGAAGGCUUUGAAACUAGCGUUUUCGAUUUCCCAUUCAAGAAUAUUCAGCCUGAUUCUCCAUAUUUUGUAUGCUUAGAUCCACCGUGUAAAAAGGAAAGUGCAUAUAAUAAAGUCAUAGGGGAUAAAAACAGAACCGUAUAUCAUGAAAUUAAUAAGACUGAAUUUGAGAAUAUGAUCAAAUUGAGAACGAAGAGAUUGAAGUUACUUAUCGGGGAAGUUGAUGCAGAGGUAUCCACUGGCGAUAAAAUAGAGUUUCCGGUGCUUGCUAACGGCAAAAGGCGCGGCUUUAUUUACAACGUAGGAGGAUUGGUAACAGAUAUUGCAUGGCUUAAUAUAGAGGAAAAUACUGAUAUAGGCAAGGAUAUACAAUAUUUAGCCGUCGCGGUAUCACAGUACAUGGAUGAGCCUUUGAACGAGCAUUUAGAAAUGUUUGACAAGGAGAAGCACUCCUCCUGUAUACAAAUUUUCAAAAUGAAUACUUCUACUCUACAUUGCGUAAAAGUUCAAACCAUUGUACACUCAUUUGGUGAAGUGUGGGAUCUUAAAUGGCACGAAGGAUGUCACGCACCUCAUCUGGUUGGCUGUUUAUCAUUCGUAAGCCAGGAAGGGACAAUAAAUUUUUUGGAAAUUAUUGAUAAUGCAACCGAUGUUCACGUGUUUAAGAUGUGUGAGAAGCCUUCUUUGACUUUAUCCCUGGCAGACAGUUUGAUAACUACUUUUGAUUUUUUAUCUCCUACUACUGUUGUUUGUGGCUUUAAGAACGGAUUUGUAGCAGAGUUUGACUUGACUGAUCCUGAAGUGCCUUCAUUUUAUGACCAAGUCCAUGACUCCUACAUAUUAUCCGUUUCAACAGCCUAUUCAGAUUUUGAAGAUACAGUCGUCAGUACAGUUGCGGUGGACGGCUACUUUUACAUUUUCAAUCCAAAAGACAUUGCUACAACAAAGACCACGGUGUCCAGAUUCAGGGGAAGUAAUUUGGUUCCAGUUGUUUAUUGUCCUCAAAUCUACUCGUAUAUUUACUCAGAUGGUGCAAGUUCCUUAAGGGCUGUGCCGUCUAGGGCUGCUUUCGCAGUUCAUCCUUUAGUGUCGCGAGAGACGACCAUAACGGCCAUUGGGGUGUCAAGAUUACAUCCAAUGGUCCUUGCUGGAUCAGCAGAUGGAAGUCUUAUUAUAACCAACGCAGCUAGGCGCCUUUUGCAUGGCAUUAAAAACAGUUCAGCAACUCAAAAGUCAUUAAGGCUUUGGAAAUGGGAUUAUAGCAUAAAAGAUGACAAAUAUAGAAUUGAUAGUUCUUAUGAAGUGUAUCCGCUGACGGUCAACGAUGUUAGUAAAGCUAAAAUAGAUGCGCACGGCAUUAAUAUAACAUGUACAAAAUGGAAUGAAACGAGCGCUGGAGGCAAAUGUUAUGCAUUUUCUAAUAGUGCUGGACUAUUAACACUCGAAUACCUGUCAUGA
Molecule: messenger RNA, 2019 nt
Organism: Saccharomyces cerevisiae S288C
Lineage: Eukaryota; Fungi; Ascomycota; Saccharomycetes; Saccharomycetales; Saccharomycetaceae
Gene: TFC6
Product: transcription factor TFIIIC subunit TFC6
Exons: 1
Coding region: 1-2019 (672 amino acids)
Cellular component (GO): nucleus
Source: RefSeq, marked reviewed